GGCCGACAAAUAGUCAGCACGCGAUCGCAACGACCAGACGUGCCGGCUAGCUGUACCGCGCCCGCUGCAGCAGUAUACCGCUGGACGAUUCCACACGACAAUCGUGUUCAUGUGCACGAGGGGGAGGGUCACGCAGAAGGACAAAUAUAAUUAAACAACCAAAAUGAGUGAUGACGAAGAUUUGCCGACGAGUAAACUAAAAGGCGAUGGAAUUAAUGAUACCGAAUCGGGCUAUUCGAAAAUGUUCAAAAACAAAAUGGAAAGCCGAAGAACCUUCUACAUAGUUUUAACAUUACUAAUAUUCAUAUUUGCAGUGCUCAUAAUAGCUGUUUUCGGAUUAUCGUUUGCAUACCUCACGAAGACGGAAGACCAAAGACGGAUAUGUACGACAGAAGACUGCUUAAGAUCUGCUUCAGCAUUAAUGGAGUCAAUGAAUAAAUCUGUAGAUCCAUGUGAAGACUUUUAUCAAUUUGCUUGUGGAAAUUUCGCAAAAUUGCAUAAAAUACCAAAAACAGCGAUUUCAAAUGAUCGAUUUUCCGAAGUACAUGCUACAAUGUUAUUACUUAUUAGAGAUUUUUUGGAAAGAGACGAUAGUGAAACUGAAUGUUAUGCUGUGUCGAUGUCCAGACGUUUGUAUCGCUCUUGCAUGGCAACAGAUAAAAUGAACACAGAUGGGAUUAAACAAUUAGUUCAGAUUUUAGACAAAAUUGGUUUACCGCACAUGGGGCUUUCUUAUAAGAUAAAAACGUCAAGUUUCUCGGCAAUUUUAGCUAGAUUAAAAAAGCAAAUAAACCUAGACUAUUUGUUUGUAACAAAUGUAGAAGCAGAUACAAAAAAUCGGUCAACUAAUCGAAUUAGUCUGGGUAAACCAAGAGAUACAAAUAUAUUUCCAGUUCACAAAAUAACAGAACAUAUAAAGAAAAUGAGUUCAAGAAAAAUGCGUGAAACACUAGCAUCUGAAGAAGAAGUAGGCAACACAAAUGACAGUGAAGAAUAUGCAGAUGGAAUUGAUUAUCUAAAAUCGUAUGCAAAAUAUUUCAAAGGCGUUUGGACGGAGAUAAAUAAAUUUCAAUCGAAUAAUUUUAAUCCUAAUUUUCAAACUUUUGGAAUUAAAGUAUCACAAUUAUUGAGUUUUAUCAAUGAACAUUCAAAAAUAAAAGAUGAAAUUUAUGACAAAGAUGAUGAACUUCCAUCAGUUAUGACUGUUGAUGAAUUACAAAAUUAUACAAAUGAUAUUACACGGAAUUAUACUGAAUCAAAUGAGCAAAUUAUUGAUUGGAAGGAAUACUUUACAAUUCUGUUUAUGGAUGUGGAGAAUGUAACAUUGGAUUUCGAAACUGAUUUAAUUCAAAUAUCUAACAUCGAAUAUUUUGAAGCUCUAUUCGAAUUAAUCAGUAAACAUAAAAACCAAGCUAUUGUCAAUAUUUGGUGGGAAGUGGUUGUCACUCUUUUGCCAUACACUACAAAUGAGAUGCGAUUUGUACAAGAUAGAUUCUACUAUGAAACAACCGGAUUAGAAAAUAAUCCUUCAAGAUCACUUUAUUGUGCAAAUGCUGUAAACUCAAUGAUGGGAAUGGCUGUUUCACGUUUAUUAUUAGACAUGGAAACAAUAUAUAAUAAUACAAUAAUGGCGGCUGAGAUGAUCGAAAAUAUUCAUUGGGCGUUCGAAAAAAUAGUCAAAGAAUUAAAUUGGAUGGAUUAUACUACCAAACAGAGGACACUAUAUAAGGCACAGCAAAUGAAAACAUUUAUUGGAUUUCCUGAAUUCAUAAAUGAUCCCCUUCAACUCGAUGAUUACUACUCUGAAUUUGAAGUAAUGGAAAACGAUUAUUUUGGCAACGUUAUACUUUAUGUUCAACAAGAAUUGAACAAUUCUUUGUUGGGACUUAGGCAAUUCAAUAAUUACACAACAAACUCUUGGGCAUCAGAUCCAUUAGAAGUAAAUGCGUACAACUGGAUCCAAGCAAAUGCAAUAACUGUUCCAGCUGGUAUAUUACAAUUUCCUUUCUUUGGACACGAUUUGCAGAUGCUCAACUAUGGUUUUCUUGGUUCUAUACUGGGCCAUGAACUGACACAUGGUUUUGACAAUACUGGCCGAAAAUUUGAUCACGAUGGAAAUGAAAAUAUGUGGUGGACUAAUCAAACUAUCGCGGAGUAUGAAAAACGUAGCGACUGUUUCAUCCACCAUUAUGAAUCUUAUUUAGUACCUGACAUCGAAGAAAAGAUAAGUGGUAAAAUGACAUUGGAUGAAAAUAUUGCUGAUAAUGGUGGAUUGAGAGAAGCACUGUUGGCAUAUAGAAAAUUUGUUGAUGAUCACGRUGAAGAACCUAAACUACCUGGAUUCGAACAGUAUAGUAAUGAGCAAAUGUAUUAUUUAGCUUUUGCAAAUAAUUGGUGUGAAGCAACAACACGGGAAUCGUUAUCAAAUAGCAUAUUAGACGAGCACAGUCCAAAUAGCAUUCGAGUUAUUGCAGGAUUAACUAAUUCAGAUGAAUUUAGCGAAGUAUGGAAAUGUGAAAAAGGUUCAGGAAUGAAUCCACAGAAUGAUAAAUGUAAGAUAUGGUGAUAGUUAAAAGCAUAAUAAUUGUUUUUAUUUAUUAUAUCACCAUAAACAUUAUACGUUUCUUAAUACGAAUGAAUUACUUGCUAUAUAUCAUUUUUAUUUUUAUAUAAUUAUAAGCUUUAAUGCCAUUAGGAUACUUUUGUUACCAAAUAAUGUGAUUCGUAUGAAAAUAUUUAAAUAUUAUGUUAAGUCAUUAUUUUAUUAAUUGCUUAGCUUUAAAAGAUACUUAUGGUUAUCUACUUACUAAUCUAUAUGAAUGUAUAUUUUGAUAAGUGAUAAUUAAUAGAGGUUUAAAAAAAAUAUAUUUUUCCA
Messenger RNA from Diuraphis noxia (Russian wheat aphid), 2875 nucleotides. Its product is annotated as endothelin-converting enzyme homolog. The record is from RefSeq and is a predicted model, not a curated record. Gene Ontology annotation, biological process: protein processing. Gene Ontology annotation, molecular function: metalloendopeptidase activity. NCBI's taxonomy places the organism in Eukaryota, Metazoa, Arthropoda, Insecta, Hemiptera, Aphididae. Gene Ontology annotation, cellular component: plasma membrane.